AUGAGCAAAUCUCUAGAAGACAGUGAGCAUCUAGAGGUCUCUCCAGCAUGCCAUCCAUUAGCCGUUGGAAAUCCAGGUGACGCACGACCAUCCCCCGAACAGAUCUCGAUUGUUGUCUCCAUCCUGAUAGAAGCUGGCAUCUGCUGUUGUUUUGUUGAAGAGUAUGCUCUUAUUUACUUUGGUGCUUCGCGUUUGCCCAAUGCUAUUGGAAGGACCGAUUUCUGGCUGCUGUUGCCGGCAAGCUACUGUCAUAUUGCCUGCGUUCCUGAAAACCUAGAAUGGAGCAAAGGCAAUCUUCCCUACCCUAAGCUCCAAGUGUACGUACAGAGCUUGAUUGACACCAAAAACUUGGGUGAUCUAGAGGAUCUUGUUGAUGGAAUGGAUCUCCCGGAGGAAUGGGGGGAACAAAACCUCAGUCUUGAAGGCCAUGCUGAUAGCAACUGGUCCACAAAGUGCAUUGAGGCUCUUCGCGCAGAUGGCACUGAAGAAUUAUUUAUCUUCGUUGACCCCAGGCCUACCCCUCAGAGAGAGAUCUGGCAAAACUGUGUUCGGAACAAGCAGAGGCGUAUGGGUUGGAAGUAUUCUCCAGAUAUAUAUGCAACCAGGUUUCGACGCCAUGGGUCGAAGGAUCCCCGUGUGCAUUAUCGAUACGGGAUGUAA
Messenger RNA from Trichophyton verrucosum HKI 0517, 660 nucleotides. RefSeq lists its product as uncharacterized. Lineage: Eukaryota; Fungi; Ascomycota; Eurotiomycetes; Onygenales; Arthrodermataceae. The transcript is spliced from 3 exons. The record is from RefSeq and is a predicted model, not a curated record. The coding region runs from base 1 to 660 and encodes 219 amino acids.